This is a messenger RNA of Penicillium samsonianum, 1074 nucleotides long. RefSeq lists its product as uncharacterized. Lineage: Eukaryota; Fungi; Ascomycota; Eurotiomycetes; Eurotiales; Aspergillaceae. The coding region runs from base 1 to 1074 and encodes 357 amino acids. The record is from RefSeq and is a predicted model, not a curated record. The transcript is spliced from 6 exons.
AUGGGAGUUUCCGGUUCUACUCUGUCGGGUAGACCACUCCGGAUGCAAGCUCAACGUGUCGAUCCCUCUGAUACUCCAACGACCCAGGGCCCCCUGAAGGAUGUCUUCGGCGAGUAUACAAUUGUUACCGAAAAGCUCAACGGAAGGUCUGGCACAAAGAGAGAUUGGUACUGCAAACACCAGUAUGCCCGCGAGGGCUGCACUGAUGGCUACCAUUAUGUCCAUUUGGAUGGCUGGUACUACUCCAAAAACCCGGAUGGAAGUAGAGAGAGGAUAAAUCCCAUAUUAAAGCAAGCCUUCUACACUCCACCAAGCAAUCGCCGGAUAGACUGCUCGGAUGAAGUCGAUUGGGAGGGGCUAAAUGAAAUACCCGACCUUUGCAUCGCAAGGGCCUCCGUAAACCACGAGCUUGUGGGAAAAUUCAUGGAGAAAAUGAAGAGCCAAGAAAAGAGCACUGUCGACAACGAUCGCGCUCAAAAAAGGAGGAUCUGUGCCAGAAUGCUGAAAGGAAAGGAAACUGCAGAUCUGAGCACCGAGGACGAGGCUGAAGAGACCGAUUGUGAGACCGAGUGUGAGACCGAGUGUGAGACCGAGUGUGAGACCGAGUGUGAGACCGAGUGUGAGACCGAGUGUGAGACCGAGUGUCAGACCGAGUGUGAGACCGAGGAAGUAUCAGAUGAAGAGGGGGCAGCCCAGCAGAAGAAUGAGAGAAAGAAAGAGGGGAAGAAGGAGGACAAGGAGAGAAAGAAGAGCCAGCAAAGGGAGGACGAUGAGGAAGAAUACACGCUGCAGGAGAUAGCGGCGCAGAGAAAGACACCCAUUCCAGAGGAGCAGACGGCAAGGGCUCUGACGCCAAUAUCCAAUUUGACGUCGGAAAAUGAGUCAAUCGACGAGCCUAUGGAGCUAGGAAAGACCGAGGACGAGACGACCAGGACUCCAGCCGCGAAGAGGGGGAACAUGAAAAGGAGAGGCGAACCUGAGCUCACUGUUGCCCAAAGGCAGGAGCAGAAGCGAAUCGCCAAUAGGAGGAAGCGAGAGCGUACAAGGGCAAAAAAAAGCAUGGAUGAGACAUGA